Molecule: messenger RNA, 516 nt
Organism: Saprolegnia diclina VS20
Lineage: Eukaryota; Oomycota; Saprolegniomycetes; Saprolegniales; Saprolegniaceae
Exons: 3
Coding region: 1-516 (171 amino acids)
Source: RefSeq, a predicted model, not a curated record
AUGUCGAGCGGAUACGAAUGGGCCAACUCGGCGGAAGCCUUCCUUGCGGCGACGAGCAACCGCCGUGGGUACUCUGCCACAAGCUUCUACCCGCCGAUGCAGCAGCAACCGAUCCAGUGCAUGCCGCAAGCCAUGACGCCGACCUCGAUCGACUCGUACGACAUGGAGGUCAUUGUCGCCGACGCUAACGGGCCCAUGGUGCAGCUCGUGACGAAGCGCAAGCUCGGGGACGACAACGAAGGCAUGCUCUUCAAGCGCCAGCGCCUCCAGUGGGACGCACCCGGACGCGACCGCACGAAAAUGGAGACGAUCCAGCACGAGACGACGAUGCCCUACUAUAGCCAGAGCCCCCAUGCGAUGCUCAGCUCCUUUGUGACCCUCGGCGACGACGACGAGACGCGCGAUAUCCUGCAGGAGUUGAUGUUCCGGAAGCCGCUCACGAUUCGCGUCCCGACGCCGCUUCUGACGCUGGCACGCGAGAAGGAUCUCUCGUGCAUCCUCGAGGAAGACGAGUAA